Molecule: messenger RNA, 1168 nt
Organism: Phasianus colchicus (ring-necked pheasant)
Lineage: Eukaryota; Metazoa; Chordata; Aves; Galliformes; Phasianidae
Gene: LSM4
Product: LSM4 homolog, U6 small nuclear RNA and mRNA degradation associated
Biological process (GO): mRNA splicing, via spliceosome; nuclear-transcribed mRNA catabolic process
Molecular function (GO): RNA binding
Source: RefSeq, a predicted model, not a curated record
GGGCGGUUUGAGCGGCAGCGCCGGGCGCGGCGGCGGCUCCGCGGUUCCGGCACGAUGCUGCCCCUGUCGUUGCUGAAGACGGCGCAGAACCACCCCAUGCUGGUGGAGCUGAAGAAUGGAGAGACGUACAAUGGGCACCUGGUGAGCUGCGACAACUGGAUGAACAUCAACCUGCGGGAGGUCAUCUGCACCUCGCGGGAUGGUGACAAGUUCUGGAGAAUGCCGGAGUGUUACAUUCGUGGCAGCACAAUUAAAUACCUUCGGAUCCCCGAUGAAAUAAUUGACAUGGUGAAAGAAGAGGUGGUCUCCAAGGGCAGAGGCCGUGGUGGGAUGCAACAGCAGAAGCAACAGAAGGGCCGUGGUGUUGGAGGUGCUGGACGAGGUGUGUUUGGUGGCCGUGGCCGAGGAAUACCAGGCAGCGGAAGAGGCCAGCAGGAAAAAAAGCCAGGCAGGCAAUCGGCGAAGCAGUGAGGGGCUGCGUGAGCCCCGGCCAGGGACAGUGCCACAAUGCUCCUCGUUUUAUCACCUCAGGAUUGCCAUGAGUUCAAAAGUGUUCAAUCUCUGCUCCUCCGUCAGUCGAUCCGUGCCCGAAUCAUGUUGUUUGGAAGCCCCUCGCUAUUUAAUCUGAUAAAGUGCAGUUCUUGGCUGCUUUUAGCCAGCCUGUAAUUGGAAAUGUUUAAAAAAGAACCGCUCACGGUUAAGGACCUGACUUCAGCACUAUUGAGUUUGUUGGGAUCUCUAGGUUUAAUUCACAAGAAUCUCCUGUGUGCUGUGAGAUCUGAGGCAAACGCUUUCAGGCUCGGUUGUGUUGUUGGUUUGUUUUUCAUUUUGUUUUUUAAUACUUGAAACAUUGGCAAUGUCUUGCGUUCAUAACCGGCGCAGCGUUUUGGUUUAAAAACACUGAACUUGAGGAUAUGGUAUCUCUACAUGAGGGGUCGUAGGGGUUGGUUUGGUUGUGUUUGAACAAAACAAACUUUCAGGCUGUCUCCUUCCCCUCCGUUUUGGGCAGUCUGUCUGUCUGUCUCUGGCCUUGGCUUAAAGGAGAACCGGCACGGAUUUCGCUUUAGGCUUCAAGGCUUGUUUCCAAGAGAGCUUUGUGACGAGUGAGGGUUUCCCAAUUAGUGUAUAUCUAAUUUGACUUCAGAUUAGAAGUUCCCUUGAAAGGAAA